AUACUCACACUGCUACAUACAAACUGCUAGCGCUAACAGGCAGACUGUCAAGAAAUUUUAACCAGCUCAGUGAACUAACUUAACUAACCAAGCAACCAACCAACGAAACCAAACAUUGAGCAAAUAAUAAAUACUACAUUCAAACAGCAAGCAAGAAAGAAAGACAUCUAACAGCUGUGUUAUUUUUUCCUGACAUCAGUAAGCGUUCGAACGUGAAUGGAAGUUAAAGCUCUGUGCGCGCUAAAAAAUCGAAUGAAUAUUUUUUUAAUUUUUAUUACUUUUUAAAAAGUCAUUCGUUGUACUGUGACGAGACAGCUCCUUCCAUUAAUCAAGCACGUCUGCUCCUUCUCCUACUGCUAUAGCAAGCAUAUCACAUUGCAAGUCGUCAGUCAGUCAAAUGCACUCACGUAGAAAUUGCAGCCAGACAAACGUAAUAAUGAACUUUACUACAUUUUCUUAAAUAAAUAAUAAAACCGGGAACUGCUACAUGACGAUAAAAAUAAAAACAAAUAAAAAAUAUUUCAUAAUUUUUUAAAUUGCCAUUAAACCAAUAAAAAAAUCGCUCUACUUAAAGUAACGAGCAAAAAAUUAACUGAAACAAAACAGAAGUGAAGCUAAAAUCUGUCAAGUGUCAAAUGCAAAUUACAAACAUAAUUUUAAAGAAUUAAAUAAAAAUUCAAAUAAAUUCAAUAACAUUGAAUUAACUAGAGCUGUUAGUGUUUUUUAAUUUCAUACGUGAAAAAAUUGAAAUUGUUGUAAAUUAGAAAAAAUUCAAUCAAAAUCACGUUUAAAAUUUAAAAAUUUUUUAAAAUAAAACACACGCUAUUCGCAUUAUAGAUUUAUGCCAAAAAUUACAAUAACAAAAUCUGCAUUGUAUAAAAAAAACCGUUAGUUAACUUCGCUACAAAUAAUAAACGUCAAUAAAUUAAAUGUCAAACAAUUGAAGACAUAAAAACAAAAAGAGACAACAACAACAAAAAGCUACUUGGAGAUAUUUAGGAAAUCGAGUUUAGACUCAUUUUUGGCUAACAUUAUUCAUAAUCUGGUUUAUUAUUAUUAUAAUUAAGUGUAAUUCUUUAAAAAUAAAUUUAAACAAAAAAUCCAAAACUAAAAAGAAAAACUUGAAGUCAUUCAACUAACCCAACAAACGUACAAGGGAGGAGAGUCGUUGAAACAACAAAAUAAACCAAAACCAAGCCAACACUACCACCAACGAACCAUCAGCACCAUCAUCAUCAUCAUCGCUGAACAGUCUUUUAUAUUCGAUUUUUUGUUAAUAACUAAAAACAACACUAACACACGACUCACUCACUUACUAGCCAAGUUAAAAAAGCCACAACAACAACUUGUUGUUAACCAACUUUGCUUAAAAAAAAACGUUAAAAAAUACAAAAACUAGAGUUCUUCCUCUUCUUUAGAAACGCCAACAAAAGAAACUUCAAAUCCGAAAAGAAGCAAGAAAAAAAGCGAAAUUUUGUGCUAAAAAUAUCAUUUUUAUAUAAAAAACAUAAAACUACAACUACAGCAACAGCAACAAGAACAAAAUGGAUUACAUCGUAAAAGCAUAUAAAGAUUGGAAACUGCAUUCACAGUUCCAUGAAAUUGUUCCCGAUAUGGAUGAUGAAUUUAUGUUCAAUGAAAAACAAUCAAUACGCGAAUCUGCACGUUCUCUAAAGAAAUACGGCAGCACUUGCUGUAAUCAUCAGAUACGCAACAAUGAGACCCUGGUGCGACAUGAUGUCGAGAAAACCGACACAUUACAGGGCAUUGCUCUAAAAUAUGGUUGCACUACUGAACAAAUACGCCGAGCCAAUCGUUUAUUCGCCUCAGACAGUUUAUUUUUACGUCAAUUUUUAUUAGUACCCGUUGAGAAAUCUUCCCCCUAUUAUCCGAAUGCUUCAACUCUAACCACAAGUGAAAAUGAAAAUAAUUUACACAAUAUCAUGGAGAAUGUCGUUAUGAGCGGUGGAGAUCCUUUAAAUUGUACUUCAUCCUCAACAUUAUCCUCAGCAUCUGCCUCGUCGUCGUCCAUGUGUAGUGACAGUAAUCCACGUCCUGCCGCUUUACCCACCCGACCCUAUUCCAUAGCUGGUGAAUUAUUGGUACAGAACCAUGAAAAUGAAACCACAUUGAGCAAUUGCAAUAAUGGAAAUAAUAAACAGAGUAAAUCAUUGGAUUCGGUGGCAGCGGUUAUGACACCCGAGGAAGAAAGUCGACGCAGUAUAAAUGAGUUCUUAAGUAAAAUUGAUAAUACAAUUUCAGAGUCACGCAAAUAUGUGGAAAAAUCAAAAGAAACGAUCACUAAUCAGACUGAUGAUGAUUUAUUUGUUGCCACCGAUGUUGUGCCCCGUCGACGUAAUAACAAUUUAAAUAAUUCCUAUAAGAAACAACAAAAUCAACAGCCUCAUCACAUACGUCACAGUUCGACUGGCAGUAAUUCCGAUACCGCCCAAUUAUUAAAUACUACACAAUUAAGAAAAGUUCAAAACUCUUUAAAAAAGUUAGAGAAGCAACAAGAUGAUUUUUUUGAAUUGUAGCAUACUAGUUUAACUACUAAUAAGCACACAAUCAGUAAUACUAAUAUUAAUAAUAAUAACAAUAACAUAAUUAACAUAAACAACAACAAUACUGAAAUUUUAAUAUUGUAAUUUAAAUAUAAUUUUAAGAAUUUUAUUAUUUUAUUUAAUUAUACUUAAAACAUUUUUGUUCGUUUUUUUUAAACAACAUAAUCAUAAUCUUAAUAUUAAUUAAGUAGCUACAACAAUAACAAACAAAUAUUUAGCACCAUUUCACCUAAAAGAUUACUACUUAAGGAACACAAACAACACACACUCAAAACAGUUAAUUUUAUAAAUCGUUCGCAAUUGUAAAUAAUUCAAUCAAUGAUUUAUUUUAUAAAGUUCAAUAUUUUUUUGUAUAAUUUCUUUAUAUACGACUUGUUAUAAGUUGACUGUGUUCUUUAUUGUUAUGAUUUGGAAUUUUUGUUUUGAUUUGAUAUCGCAAAAAUAGAUUAUCAAAGGGGAAAUAUAAAUUAAAUAUAUGAUGGCAGUAUUUGUAUUUGUGGGUUAUAUAAAAAAGUAAAAUGUAUAAAAUAGCAAAAAAAAAAAAAAAUGAAUUAAAUAAAAGGUCUUCUUAUAUUAUUUAGCGAAAAAAUGUGAUGUAAA
Lucilia sericata (common green bottle fly) is the source of this 3164-nucleotide messenger RNA. It is a transcript of the gene red, whose product is annotated as serine/threonine-protein kinase DDB_G0283821. The record is from RefSeq and is a predicted model, not a curated record. The transcript has 4 exons. NCBI's taxonomy places the organism in Eukaryota, Metazoa, Arthropoda, Insecta, Diptera, Calliphoridae. Bases 1545 to 2537 code for a protein of 330 amino acids.